Molecule: messenger RNA, 1700 nt
Organism: Folsomia candida
Lineage: Eukaryota; Metazoa; Arthropoda; Collembola; Entomobryomorpha; Isotomidae
Product: pancreatic lipase-related protein 2
Exons: 7
Coding region: 213-1589 (458 amino acids)
Molecular function (GO): lipase activity
Source: RefSeq, a predicted model, not a curated record
UAGUACCGCAAAAAGAUGCGAGAACAUACUCCACCAACUUGGCAAAAUAUCACGGUUGACGAGAAAGCGGAAACAAGUGCGGUGGCACCUGGCUGGUUUCUAGUAUCAGAAAAAGCUGUUGCUUUAAUGUUUAAUGAUUCAGUUUCGGUUUUGAACUCUCAAGACACAGACAAGGGACACUUGUAGGCAUACAUUCGUCUUUAAAACGAACCAUGAAGUGUUUAGCCCUGGUUACAUUUUUACUGCAUGGCAGUGCUGGAAGCAUCCUGUCCAGUUUCAUGGGAUCUUCUAUUCCAGAAUCUCCCUCGUCGUCGUCGCCUCCCGUGAUCUCCAUUGUAUCCUGCAACAACUCUGAAAACCCGCUCACACACAACACCCAAUAUCAAAUUGGAAACAAAAACGCACUUCCGGAGUCUUCCAACUACUUUGUUCCCACCAUCUUAAACUAUUCUCCAAAUCGAUUCCCCCAAAGUGGAAGUUAUGCAGGUGGUGCUAAUGAUGACGAUAUCAUGGACAUUGGAAAUCGUAUCAGAAGACCAUUAUCUAACAUCCCCAAAAUUUGGAUGCCUUCCCGUCUGAACGUGCCAAGCGUCCGACCCGAACCCGUAAAGAAUUUUGGGCAGAACAACUUUGGUUUAGAAGAGAUGAAUGCAGGGAACACGCUGGAUGUGGAAGCUCGAGUCAAAUUUUAUUUGUUUACAAGGAAGAACCAUGUGGUAAGUCAGGAAUUAAAGAUUCACCAUCCUUCCACCAUCAACGAAAGCCACUUUUCGCCCAGUCUGGAGACGAAAUUAAUUUUUCACGGGUUCACGGACGUGGAUGCCGCAGGAGAAUGGGUUAAUGUGAUGAAAGAGACUUAUUUGACUGUCUCGAACGUGAAUCUAAUUGUGGCCGACUUUUCAUCCUUCCCAUUGCAAACUCUCCUCCCUUCGUCUAUUCCCAUUUUCGCUGCUAAACGACUCACCGAAUUCCUUACCUUUCUCGCCACCGAGGCUGAGGUUCCUCUUAGAUCAAUCCACAUAAUUGCCAGGUCCUACGGGUGUCAUGUGGUUGGGAUGAGUGGACGACUGUUGGAUGGAAAAUUGGGGCAGAUCACGGCUCUUGAACCAUCUCCAAAGGUUACAGUCGUUGGAAGUCCUCCAGAGUUUAAGCUUGGAAAAGAUGACGCCCUGUUUGUACAAGUAAUCCACGUUAAUGGGAAGAGAUUUUUCUUCCACGGUCCACAAUUCGGCCUAGUUGCUCCUAUGGGCGACGUAGAUGUGUAUCCCAGCGUUGCAGAAAGGGGACUUGGAUGUCCUGGGGAAAAUAAUAAUUUGAAUGUCAGAAGAUACAGUUUGGGCUACUGCCAGUUAGGCCGUGGAGUGAGAUAUUUCACCAACUCCCUCAAGUACCCCGACAUGUAUCCAAUGUGCCAAUGCUCAUCGUUUGACAACUACAAGGCUGGACACUGCAGCUGUCACAGCCGUGAAACGAUGAGAUUCUUGGGAGAAAUCUUAACCACGACGCAUGGUGUCUUCCAACUUGCUGUAGUUCCUCAAACUCAAAAUCCUUCGUUCACAACUUAUUAUAACAAUAAUCUCUUUGGAUGAUGAAUCGCUUUUUGAGCGUGACGUUAAUUUUACUUACUUUCUGAAAGACUUCAAUUAACCAAAAUUGUUGAAAUGAUGUAUACAUAAAUAUAACAACAUUUUUACCUACAA